This is a messenger RNA of Trichoderma asperellum CBS 433.97, 2823 nucleotides long. The record is from RefSeq and is a predicted model, not a curated record. NCBI's taxonomy places the organism in Eukaryota, Fungi, Ascomycota, Sordariomycetes, Hypocreales, Hypocreaceae.
AUGGGGUUUACGAGGCCUCUUUUCGCCGCGCUCGGCAUCUUCGCCGGCACAGCAGUGGCAACUACCGAAAGCUCCAGCGCAGCAGCUAUUCAUGAUCUGAGCCUUCUCAAAUGGACAGUCACGAAUGAAUAUGGCAAUAUCACUGUUCCUGGCAAAUUUCCAUCGCAAGCUCACCUAGAUCUCCACGCAGCUGGAGUGAUUGGUAAAAACUCCGGCCUGAAUGACUUUGACCUACGAUGGAUUGCAGCCCAAAAUUGGACAUAUACCAGCAAGCCUAUUAACGGACUCAAACAAUCGAGCACGGCUACUUGGCUGGUAUUUGACGGCUUGGAUACAUACGCAACCGUCAAGUUCUGUGAUCACAUUGUUGGCACACCAGACAACCAGUUCCGACAAUGGUUUUACGACGUCUCUUCUGUUCUUGCUAGCUGCAAGGGCGAUCCCGUUCUAAGCAUCAAUUUUGGAAGCGUGCCUCGCAUCAUCAAUGCUAUUAAUGCAAGCAGCGAAGUGCAGCAUUGGCCGGCUUCGGUGGUUUAUCCUUUUGAAUAUCCCAAUCGCCAAUGGGUUCGCAAGGAACAAAAUGACUUCGGCUGGGAUUGGGGCCCAGCGUUCUCUCCUGUGGGCCCUUGGCUGCCUGGACGCAUUGUUCAGCUCAGCAAGGGCGGCGAGGUGUACUCUCUAAACACGGAUAUCGACAUCUUCCGAAAGGGUCAGUUCAAUAACUUUGCGCCAGAUCAGUCCGCGCCAUGGGUUGUCAAUGCAAGUCUCGACUUUGUGGGAACGCUGCCAAAGCAUGCUUCUAUGUCAGUGGUCAUCACAGAUGCAAAGGAUAGCCGUUCAGUGUUGUAUUCCGGCAUUUUGCAGGGCGUGACACAGUCCGAUAUGACCAUCACUGGCUCUGUGACCAUCGAUGCCAGCAAGCCGAAGUUGUGGUGGCCUCGAGACAUGGGUAGCCAACAACUAUACAACAUAACAGUCUCUGUCAGCAGCGCAGGGUCUAAGACGCCUCUUCUUGUCUCCCAGCGGCGUGUGGGUUUCCGAACCAUUUUAUUCAGCUCAGGAAACGUCACAGAAGCCCAAAUUGCCAGUGGCAUCACGCCGGGAAAUAACUGGCACUUUGAGAUCAACGGCCACGAAUUUUACGCCAAGGGAGCCAAUUUGAUCCCUCCUGACGCCUUUUGGCCAAGAGUCACCUCUGAUAGAAUGAACCGCUUAUUCGAUUCCGUUGAGUCACAAAACUUCAACAUGCUUCGUGUUUGGUCCUCUGGUGCAUACUUGCCAGACUGGAUCUACGAUAUUGCCGAUGAGCGCGGGCUGCUACUCUGGAGCGAGUUUCAGUUCAGUGAUACUUUAUACCCCGACAGUCCAGAGUUUAAAGAAAAUGUUAUUGGUGAAGUUACCUACAACGUUCGCCGCCUGAAUCACCACGCCUCCUUGGCAUGUUGGAUGGGUGGCAAUGAAUUUGAGAACCUCAUGUUGCCAAUUGCCCAGGGCGCCGAUCCAGCAACCUACCCAUAUGUUUUGGGACAAUAUGAAGAUCUUUUCAUCGUUACGAUAUUCAAUAUUCUGGCGGCCAACAGCCACUCCAUUUCGUACAGCCCCUGCAGUGCAAACAAUGGCUGGCUGGAUAUUGACCUUAGUCUACCUAUUCCUAUUGUUGAGAGAUACUAUAACACGACUUCUGGACAUAUCUAUGGCGAUACUGACUUUUACAACUACGACACAUCAGUGUCUUUUGACACUUCUGCGUACCCAGUGGGUCGUUUCGCCAAUGAAUUCGGCUUCAUCAGCAUGCCUAGUAUCCAAACGUGGCAGCAGGCCGUCGAGCCUCAAGACCUCCACUUCAACUCGACCACGGUCAUUCUACGAAAUCAUCACUACCCCGCCGGUGGAUUGACAAGAAAUAUUCGCAACAGCACCCUGGGCCAAGUCGAGAUGACUCUUGCGGUGGAGCGGUACUAUCCUACACCCGAUAAAACUGAUUCCGUCGCCAACUUCAGCGCCUGGUGCCACGCUACUCAGCUGUUCCAAGCUGACAUGUACAAAUCCGAGAUUCAGUUUUACAGACGAGGCAGCGGCAUGCCAGAGAGACAACUUGGCUCACUAUACUGGCAGCUCAACGAUAUCUGGCAGGCUCCAACUUGGGCAGGCCUGGAGUAUGACGGACGAUGGAAAGUUUUACCGUAUGUUGCUCGCCGGACUUACGACCAUGUUAUUGCGUCGGCUUUCUGGAACUACACUGCCAACCAGCUCGAAAUCUGGGUUACAUCGGAUCUCUGGGAGUCUGCAUCUGGUGAAGUAUCUUUGACUUGGGUUGAUCUAAAAGGCAAAGCUAUUGCAAACAACGCGGGUAUGCCGAAAUCGAUCAAGUUCGAAGUUGGUGCCAUCAACACUACGCAAAUCAUCUCCACAAACGUGGUGUCAGAUCUCAAGAUUCCAGACACUAGUAAUGCUGUCUUGAUCAUUGAACUCACUGCCAAUGGCAAACUUCCCAAUUCAGCCAGCAGUAAGGCGACAACUUUUACUCACCACAACCACUUCCUUCCUGUCUGGCCAAACCAAGCGAAAGUAUCUGAUCCCAAGCUGCAACUAUCAUAUAACAAAUCCAAGAAGACCUUCACGGUGGAAUCCACGGCUGGUGUAUCUUUGUAUACAUGGUUGACGCAUCCGGCUGGAGUUUUGGGAUUCUUCGACGACAAUGCAUUCGUGUUGGCUCCCGGACAGAAGAAGGAGGUCGGCUUUACUCUCCAGCAAGAUACUACUGGAGGAAAGUGGACUGAGCAGGUAACUGUGGAGAGCUUGUGGGAUUUGACUACGCAGUAG